Haemonchus placei is the source of this 129-nucleotide messenger RNA. NCBI's taxonomy places the organism in Eukaryota, Metazoa, Nematoda, Chromadorea, Rhabditida, Trichostrongylidae. The record is from the annotation of a GenBank genome assembly.
CUGUUAUGUCGAACUGAGAAAGCGGUAGGAACAGGCUGCUUGGAGUCAUUGGUCAUCAGAACGUUUCUUGUGGAUUCUCCUUUUCUAAAUUCCACGCAACUUUCCAUAUCGGCGGCAACAAUUGAAUGA